Messenger RNA from Austrofundulus limnaeus, 2533 nucleotides. RefSeq names its product growth arrest-specific 1a (gene gas1a). The transcript has a single exon. The record is from RefSeq and is a predicted model, not a curated record. The coding region runs from base 498 to 1304 and encodes 268 amino acids. Gene Ontology annotation, biological process: regulation of cell cycle. Lineage: Eukaryota; Metazoa; Chordata; Actinopteri; Cyprinodontiformes; Rivulidae.
AAGACCACUUUACGACCUACAAGAGUUGCUGUUUUUUUUAUUUCUCCACGCACUAUUUGUUUGCAGUCCCGUGCGGACAAGUACAGUUUAAUGGUCCUGCGCGCGCUCCAGCGGAGGACACUCGGGWCUUGUCCGCCUUUGAUCGUCGGCUCUCUGAGGACGCAGAGCGCAGCGAGGACCCGCUGCGCUGCCUGGAGCCAGUUGCUUCAUGAGCUCAGAGUCGCUCGGAUGUUAUGAACUUUUCSUUUUGGGAGAACUUUUCCUCCAGUUCUACUUCUGGUUCUCCCGACCUUGAAUCGUGAUGUAGCGGAUGGGUUCGGUGAAGAAUCCGGCUCAAACGGGUCAGAUCUGACGGCUUUAUGGAGCUGGGAUUCCACAGCGCGGUGCCAGCCCGUUGAACGCCCCCCACACACGGGCCUGUCGCACACCAUCUGCCCUCUCGGAACCACUCUCCAGCGUGGACUGAUGUCCGUGGAGGCGCUGCGCAAGUUUUGCUGAUGCCGCUUCUGGGAGCUGGAACCAUGGACGAGUCGGCGCGGACCGUCUGCAGACCCGUUUGGCCUCUGGGCUGCCUGCUUCUCGUUUUCGGCUCCCUAUCCGUGGCGUCUCCGUCCCACCACGGCCGGCGGCUGAUCUGCUGGCAGGCCAUCAUGAACUGUCAGGCAGAGCCCGAGUGCGGUUACGCGUACGAGCACUACAGCCGCGCGUGCGGCCCGGUCCUGAGCGGCCAGAAGAAGAGGUGCCCCAGCCACUGCAUCUCCUCGCUCGUGCAGCUCAACCUGACCAAAAACGGCCCGGCCCUGGAGGAGUGCAGCUGCGGCCACGACCCGCUGUGCGUCAGCACCAAGCGCGCCAUCGAGCCGUGCCUGCCCAGGACUACCAGCACGGGCUGCACGGAAGCCCGGCGCCAGUGCGAGCGGGACCGGGAGUGCAGCUUCGCCAUGCAGGACUACCUGCACCACUGUGGCAAACUUUUCAGCGGGGCGGUGUGCACCAACGCCUGUCGGAACGUCAUCGCCAACAUGCGUAAAAUCCCCAAAGCGCAGAAGCUGGACACUUGCGUUUGCGACGGGGCGGAGAGGAACAUCUGCGAGUUCGUGAAGAACUCCAUGAAGACGCUGUGCUACGACGACCCGGAUCUGUACGACGACGGCAGCGCCUCCGAGGACGACGAUUACGGCGGCGACGACGGAGACCCGCCGGAGCUGCCGAGCAGGGCAGUGGGGAGCGGAGCCCCUCUCCCUGCAGCCCGCUGGGCUCCGACRCUGCCGGCAUCCAUCUUGGCUCUGCUGCUCCUCUUUUAACCCACGUCCUUAAACUUUGGCCCGACUSUUGUCUGACUUUAAAGCUCACAGACCUGAAGCCUUUGCAGACUAAAGGUGUGUGUGUGUGUGUGUUUUUCACCCGCAGCCAGGCCUUCUUAUUCAAACAUCUGGAUAUUUCUAUGCAAACAAGAACAGAUGAGAACGAGGCUGCGCUCUUAUCACACCACUUCACAGCUGGAGCUUUCUGCUUAUGAGAUAAGCUAAAACUUUUAAAGUAAUGGACACUCUUUUGGGUUUGUUUGUUUUUUUGUAACAAAUCAGCUUAAAUCCGUGUACUCACUCAGCUGUGCACUGCCAAUACUUUUAUAAAAUGAAAACUAUUUUUCUAUGACGCACAGCRGCCAUCUGGCACCAGAUCAGAUUUUACAAGUAUUUAAUGUUCCAUGAACUUGUAAAUAUGUUAGGAGGUAAAGUGAAACAGUAAUUUAUUACAUGGCUCCUUGUUGCAAAUCCAAAUAGUCAUUGUGUAUAUAAAGAUUCCAGCUUUAAAGGGAAGUUAUUUUGAAGUUAGUGUACAUUCACUGUAAAUAUAGUUUUUUUUUUCCUCCAGAGAAUCUUUUAUGUUUUAGGCUAUGAAAUGAUUUAUUCACGAUGUAAAGUCUAGAUUAAGAAAAUGUCUAAAUCCACUGUAAAACUGCCUUAAUGAUAUCCCUUUUGACAGAAGGCAUAAAGGAAACUUGAAGAUGAAAAUCUGUGACUGUGAGUCGUUUUGUUGAAUCGUGCCACAUGACUUCAUCGACAGUGUUGGAUCAGAUAGAAAGUGGAGUCUUGUCAAACGGUCUUUAAUGAGUCGGAGAUAUUUAUGACACUUUUUAUUUUGUAGCUCAGUCACUUUGAGCUCCAGUAAAACAACAACAACAACAACAACAAAAUGUGGCACUUUUGCUUUAAUAAGCAGGACAGUAAAUCUUGGGACUGGUUAUUACACUGCAAAGCUCUUCAAAAGACCAAGAAAAAAAAAGAAAGUAUUAAGAUUUUAUUAUUUCAUUCCUUUAAGUUGCAUCAGUGUGGAGUCAAGUCGCUUUCUGCGGGAUGACAGUGUUGUAAAUCAGAAUGUUUUUAUUGUCCACGACUUCUCGUCACCAUUAAAAAAAAAGAAGCGAUGAAAGGAACUUUUAUCCAUGUUUUGUUGACAAUUGCUGAGUUAUCCCUCCAGCAGAUUUCCUGUAUUUUAAUGGAAUAAAAUGCUUUUAUUUUGAUGGAAUGCA